AUGCGUUCCUACAUCUUUGACGAUAUCCCCGGCGACCAGCGUCUGCCUCACGACUCUGGCAAUCCCAUCACGGCCGACCAGUUGAAAGAGAUCGGAGUGCUGUAUUGGAAUAUCCCUCACGAUGAUCAGUGGGAGCAGAAUAUCGAUGCCCUGGCUAAAGAGAGGGACUACAAGAACCGAGACCAGAUCCUCGUCACCCGAGAAGGACUAGGAGAAGCCUACGAGACCAAGCUCAAGAGCUUCUUCGAGGAACACCUGCACGAGGAUGAGGAAAUUAGGUAUAUCUUGGAAGGCAGCGGGUUCUUUGACGUUCGAGAUCACUCGGAUGCCAAGUGGAUCAGGAUUCACGUAGAACAGGGCGACCUGCUCGUCGUACCGGCUGGGAUCUACCACCGAUUCACCCUGGAUGAGAAGGACAAGGUCCAGGCUCUUCGUUUGUUCAAGGAUGAACCUAAAUGGGUACCUUACUCUCGUUCGGAAGAAGUUGAUAAAAACCCUUAUCGUCAAGAUUACCUCUCUUCGCUCAAGACCACCAAGGCCUAAUUGAAGAGGCGAAUUUGGAUUCGAUGGCUAAGGUGGGAGCAGCGUCAGAGAAUGGGGGGACAAGAUAAGGCUGUAUCCAUAGGAUGAUCGUUUGGACAAGAAGAUUGAAUAAUACAUUGAAACGAUAUGGCGGUCAACUACUAGACUAUUAUCACAAUUCACCAGAAGACAGUUGGAUUUUGACCGUCUGAGCUAUAUGCGGUAAACAGACGCAAGCUGAGCGGUGGGCCGCGCCUAUACUACUGCGUACUGAUAGUGGUAGGAGAUGUACCGUCGUCAUCGUUGUCACUAUCAUUAUCGAACUGUAAAGGGACAGGCUUGUAAGAGAUUCCUUCGUUGGCGUCCGAGUGAUCCCUAGUGUAGUAGAGUGCCAGGGUCUCGCAUUCCCAUGCGG
This is a messenger RNA of Filobasidium floriforme, 937 nucleotides long. RefSeq names its product 1,2-dihydroxy-3-keto-5-methylthiopentene dioxygenase. The record is from RefSeq and is a predicted model, not a curated record. Lineage: Eukaryota; Fungi; Basidiomycota; Tremellomycetes; Filobasidiales; Filobasidiaceae. The transcript has 7 exons. The coding region runs from base 1 to 543 and encodes 180 amino acids. Gene Ontology annotation, molecular function: acireductone dioxygenase [iron(II)-requiring] activity.